GAUUUACUGGACUUGUAGUUUGUUAUAUCAUGUCCCACGCAGGAUUUACGUGAGAAAAAAAUACAAGCCCCGCAACCUCUCGCUCUCCGGUCAGAAAAGUCUAACAAAAAUGGCGCGACGUUUGGGAGAGCUGUUGAGAUGUGCCCAGCGUGUUGGGGAGUCAUCUAGGGUUGUCAGUGGACUCUUCUCCCAUUGUACCCGGACCUCCGUGAAUACUUUCUCCACCUCCAAUGCCUCUCCAGCUCGCAAGAAAAGCAGUCCAUACAGUUCCGUGGACAGCGGACGCUACUCCUCACUCUUCAAGUCAGUUGUGUCCCACAGAGUCAGUGCUCAAACUCCCGACAUCAUAGAGGAGCAAGAUGUUCAAAUCUACGGACCUGUGAUAAAAUCCCCAACACCAUCUAAUCGAAACACAACACCUUCCAAAAUGCCUAAAAUCCUCCACCCGUUGCUCAACCAAGACCGGGUAUUUGAUUUUGGCGAAACUGAGCUUGGAGGGGCUCCAGCCAGAAUUAUCCUACGGAGGGGUCAGGACAGGGGCUCAGUGCCCAGUGUGACCCGUAUCCUACAGGAGACUAUGUCCCCAGAGCAACAGUUUUACCUGGAGAGAUGGAGGAGGAAGAUGAUAGCUCAACUGGGAGAGGAUGGCUUUAAGGAAUACAGUCAGAAUCUCUUCAGGCAAGGGAAGCUUUUCCAUUCGGCCGUGGAGAGUGUUCUCCCGUUGACAACAAAGGAGGUCCCGGGGGAAGAUCCUGAGGAGGUACCAGAGAUGCCAUCGGAGGUAGAGGGAUACAUGGAAAGUGUACGCCAUGUACUGGAGGACGUUAGGGGAGUGCGAGCCAUCGAGAGCCGUGUACAACAUGAAAAACUAGGCUAUCUGGGGAUUGUGGACUGUGUGGCUCUCUACAGGGGUGUGCUGUGUGUGAUCGAUUGGAAGACAUCGGAGAGGUCGAAACCUUUCCUCAGCAACACCUACGACAACCCUCUACAGGUGGCAGCCUACGUUGGGGCCUUAAACAACGACGUGAACUACAACUACCAGGUUGAGAAUGGACUGAUAGUGGUGGCCUAUAAAGAUGGUUCCCCAGCCCAUCCUCAUCGACUGAGCUCAGACCAGGUGCUACAGUACUGGGAGAGAUGGCUGGUACGACUGGAGGAGUACACCGAGAGGAGGUGAAGGAGUGGUGUCUUUGCUCCUUGAUGUAGCAGAUGGGACCUAGAAGUACUCUCACCCCCAGAUACAGAAAGUACCUUGGCUUUUCUGACACUCGGUCACAUUUGACUGGUGACUUGGACAAAGGAGUGUCACAGUCUGCUCAGAAACAGACAAUUUAGCAUGUUUUACUCUGACCUGUGACAGUCUUUUUGCGUCAUUGCCCGAUUUUGAGCUUGACAAGUUUGAAAACAGUUCUUAUAUUAGUGUAGUGUUGUGUUACCUCAAGGUUGUAGUCAAGCUAGAAAAUGCACUGCUUACACUGUGUUGAGAAUGUUAAAUUGUUGUACAGUACAACAUUUAUGUCUAGUCUAAACUUUGAGUUGUUUUGCUUUUUAAAGUAUAAAACAUCAUAUCUGAGGAAAUCGAACCACUAGGUGGUAGCAUCAGCCUGUGAAAAGUUCAGCAGUCAACUAACAAAGGUGAACGAGAGAUGGUUUCUAUUUUUAGUUUUAUACAAUAAAACGAUUAAAAGAA
Oncorhynchus kisutch (coho salmon) is the source of this 1690-nucleotide messenger RNA. It is a transcript of the gene mgme1, whose product is annotated as mitochondrial genome maintenance exonuclease 1. Gene Ontology annotation, molecular function: single-stranded DNA exodeoxyribonuclease activity. Gene Ontology annotation, biological process: mitochondrial DNA replication. Bases 110 to 1177 code for a protein of 355 amino acids. The record is from RefSeq and is a predicted model, not a curated record. Lineage: Eukaryota; Metazoa; Chordata; Actinopteri; Salmoniformes; Salmonidae. Gene Ontology annotation, cellular component: mitochondrion. The transcript is spliced from 5 exons.